AUGCAUCACGAGUUCUCUCUGCCAAUCAUUCAUCGUGACAUUAAGUAUAGUAAUAUCCUUUUAGGCCAUGAGUUGAAUGCCAAAAUUGCAGAUUUUGGACUAGCUAAGGUUUUGGCUAAGUGGGGAGAGACAGAGACUGCUUAUGUUAUCGCUGGCACGUUUGGUUACCUAGCUCCAGAGUAUGCAUACACAUCGAAAGGGAAUGGAAAGAUUGAUGUUUACAGCUUUGGUGUGGUGUUAUUGGAGCUGGUUACCGGGAGAGAACCAAUUAACGGAGACGAGCUUAUAAACCUUGCACAAUGGGCAUACAUGGAACCACCAUGA
Molecule: messenger RNA, 324 nt
Organism: Solanum stenotomum
Lineage: Eukaryota; Viridiplantae; Streptophyta; Magnoliopsida; Solanales; Solanaceae
Product: receptor-like serine/threonine-protein kinase At1g78530
Exons: 2
Coding region: 1-324 (107 amino acids)
Biological process (GO): protein phosphorylation
Molecular function (GO): protein kinase activity; ATP binding
Source: RefSeq, a predicted model, not a curated record